Messenger RNA from Myotis davidii, 2421 nucleotides. It is a transcript of the gene ITFG2, whose product is annotated as integrin alpha FG-GAP repeat containing 2. The transcript is spliced from 12 exons. Gene Ontology annotation, cellular component: KICSTOR complex. NCBI's taxonomy places the organism in Eukaryota, Metazoa, Chordata, Mammalia, Chiroptera, Vespertilionidae. Bases 196 to 1530 code for a protein of 444 amino acids. Gene Ontology annotation, biological process: regulation of TOR signaling. The record is from RefSeq and is a predicted model, not a curated record.
AGUUGGUCACGCCCCAAGCCCAGCGGGCUCGGAAGACCCGCCUCCUCUCUAAGGUUAAGCGAGGAAAGCUGGGAUUGGAGGUUCAGGUGGUGACGUAACUUUCCGCUUUGAGUGGCCUUCCGCUCUGGCGGCGGCCGGGAGAGGCUCGGGGAACAUUUAGCGGGGUCCCCCGACCCCUUAGCCCUCGGAAGUGCGAUGAGGUCCGUUAGCUACGUGCAGCGCGUGGCCCUGGAGUUCAGCGGAAGCCUCUUUCCGCACGCAAUCUGCCUCGGAGACGUCGAUAACGACACGUUAAAUGAACUGGUGGUGGGAGACACCAGUGGGAAGCUGUCUGUAUACAAGAAUGAUGACAGCCGGCCAUGGCUCACCUGUUCUUGCCAGGGAAUGCUGACUUGCGUUGGGGUUGGAGAUGUAUGCAAUAAAGGAAAGAAUCUUGUGGUGGCAGUGAGUGCUGAGGGCUGGUUUCACUUGUGUGACCUGACACCUGCCAGGACUCUGGAUGCUUCUGGGCACCAUGAGACCCUAAUGGGAGAGGAGCAGCGUCCAGUGUUUAAGCAGCACAUCCCUGCCAACACCAAGGUCAUGCUGAUCAGCGACAUCGAUGGAGACGGGUGUUGCGAGCUGGUGGUAGGUUACACAGACCGUGUGGUACGGGCUUUCCGCUGGGAAGAUCUGAGCGAGGGCACUGAACAUCUGACAGGGCAGCUGGUGUCGCUCAAGAAAUGGACACUGGAAGGCCAGGUGGACAGUCUCUCAGUGACUCUGGGGCCCCUUGGUGUUCCUGAACUGAUGGUGUCACAGCCAGGCUGUGCUUAUGCAGUGUUACUAUGCACCUGGAACAAGGACGCUAGGCACUCCACUACCUCUGAGGGGACCACGGAGGGCAUGAGGGAGACCCCGGCUGCCCGAGAUGUUGUGCUGCACCAGACAUCCGGCCGCAUCCACAACAAGAAUGUCUCUACUCACCUCAUUGGCAACAUCAAACGAGGCCACACUGGGGAGAGUGGUGGCUCUGGCCUCUUUGCCCUCUGCACCCUGGAUGGGACACUGAAGCUUAUGGAGGAAGCAGACAAGCUGUUGUGGUCAGUGCAGGUGGACCACCAGCUUUUCGCCCUAGAGAAAUUGGAUGUUACGGGCAACGGGCACGAGGAGGUGGUUGCCUGUGCCUGGGACGGGCAGACGUAUAUCAUUGAUCACAACCGCACAGUCGUCCGCUUCCAAGUGGAUGAGAAUGUCCGAGCUUUCUGUGCAGGCCUAUAUGCCUGCAAAGAGGGCCGCAACAGCCCCUGCCUUGUGUAUGUCACAUUCAACCAGAAGAUCUAUGUGUACUGGGAGGUGCAGCUUGAGCGGAUGGAGUCUACCAAUCUUCUGAAAUUGCUAGAGGCUGAGCCUGAGUACCAGGGGCUGCUGCAGGAGCUGGGCCUGGAUCCUGAUGACCUCCCAGCAGCCCGCACCCUAGUUCACCAAACCCUCUACCAUCCUGACCAGCCACCACAGUGUGCUCCUGCAAGCCUCCAGGAUCCCACCUAGCGGGGCUUUCCCUCUUAGCUGAAUAAGGAUCCUCUGAACCUCUCUCCCCUCAAGGUGUCCAUGGUAUUGGCAGGAGAGGGAAUGUAUACUGCAGAGGAGUAUGGACAGAUGGCAGCAACCCGAGGGUAACUGUGAACUAUAGAUCUCAUGGUCUUCUCGGUGAAAGCAGAGACAACUUGACUGUCUGCCCAUUUUCUUGUGUACCUCACCCAUCACAUCAGCAGGGUUGUAAGACCCUGACCUUAUUCCACAUCAUCUGGGACUGCCCCUUCCCCAAAACUCCCCAGUCUCGUAUGGAAAACAGACUUGUUUGUGAGGAAGGAGCACCAAUCUUUUGUGUGGCACGGACACUUGUGAGGAAACUAGGCUUCGGGGCCAGUGGAGCUGUGAGGUAAGGCCUCUGCCCCAUCUGAAGCUCCAUCUUCAUGUCACAGUUCCAGGUCCCUGACAGUGGCGGUUAUUGCAAGAAUGGCAAACUGUCGGCCUUUCAGGGCAUUUCACAGUCUGGUUUUUCUGUGUCCCCAGCAAUCCUGAGAUGAUUUUGCUCUAUUUUCCAAAGAACCUGGGCCAGCAGCCUCUCGUUUUGCCAUGCUCUUCAAGAAUCACACAGCUUCCUAGGCCUCGCUCCAUUUCCCACCCCCCAUUUUCACAGAAACACCUAUUGUCCAUCAGACAAUAGACAUUUACAACCUGAUGCAGAUGUAUGAUCCAGACCAUAAUCAGAAUUCUAUCUUGGGCCAUUUCUAUCCCUUCUGCUCUUAUUCUGUGUGCUUUAAAUCAGUAUCUUUCAAAUUGUAGGUUGCAAUCUUUUAGUGGGAUGUGGUCAGCAUUUUUUAAAUAAAUGAAAUAGGAUACAAUAGAAUGAAAAAAUAAAGUAUAUUGCUCACAGCA